This is a messenger RNA of Esox lucius (northern pike), 5558 nucleotides long. RefSeq lists its product as uncharacterized. The transcript is spliced from 4 exons. The record is from RefSeq and is a predicted model, not a curated record. Bases 195 to 4913 code for a protein of 1572 amino acids. NCBI's taxonomy places the organism in Eukaryota, Metazoa, Chordata, Actinopteri, Esociformes, Esocidae.
UUCAACUCUGCGGGAAAGCAGAAGGGGUUUUUGGGGAACUUUGUCUUGGCUAGUGAAAAUUGACGAAAAUAAUUUGUGGAUUUCUCAAGAAGACAAUUCCCUUUUUCAACGGGCAAUGUGGAUUUAACACUAAUGUAAAUGUUUUCAUUCUGCCAUAGCACAGGGCAGAAGUUGAGACUGAGAAGCCAAGAAGAAUGCAAACCUCCCACUGGCCACAAAAUGGACUGGGUCAGUCCUUCGCUGGACAAUCCCAAAGUUCCCAAGUUAACAAUGGUAAAACGAGUGGGACUUAUUCUCAUCAGUAUGGGCCAGUCAGACCACCUGUCCCAUCUACACUAGGUCCAUGCCUACCACGCACCAAUGGAGGUCACUGGGGUGGACAGACCCUGAAUCAACAGUCUUCCAUGUUUCACUUAUCUCAACCUACAACCACAAAGCAGAAGGUUAUAAUGGCUUCAAAUCCCAAGUUGUUAUCACUGCUGACUAACAAUAACGAAGCUGCACAAUUCAUUGACUCUUCACAAAGUGGAAGCCAUCAAAGCCUGCAUAGAAGGGUUAACAGUGCAGUUCCCUACACUUUCCAACAGGAAAAUGUGUCUUUGGGUGGAAAUAAUAACAAUUCACAGAGGCUAGGAACAGAUGGGAAGGUUGCUGCCCAUCACAGCACGACUUAUAUUAAUGCACAGCAGAAUGCAAGUGUUAAUAAUCUCCAAAAGCCAGUUGCUGGCAGUCAGCAGAUGGCACCGGGUAGACAAGGGCCCUCUGCUAGUCUUGCAAUGGGUAGGAGCCAAAAAAAGGUCAAUUGUCAAUGGACAGUAUUUAGCGGGCAGGAUUCAACUAGGAUAUCAGUUCAAGUUCCAAACCAGGGGCACACGGAAACACCAACCUCUUUGCAAAGUGCACAGGAGACCCAUAACAUGGCAUCAGGACCAUCUUCCAUGUCUCCUACUGACUAUAUCCAACUGCUGGGUCAUAUAUUUCAAAAUCAGAACAAUAUUAGCAGGACUGAGUUUAACUGGGUUCAACAUGGAGAACGUGUUAACACUGGCCCAUCCAACCAGAGUCAAAUAUUUCCCCCUCAACCGCUCACGGGCAUAAACAACCAGGUCAAUGUAGCAAAUUCUGCAGUGGGGCAGUUGAUGCCAACUCAUAGCCAUAACCUUCUUGUCCCCAACCAUCUGGCAAGCCGUUUCAUCGCAACAACACAGGAACACAACAGGACAGGAGCCACUGGAAAUAAUGCACAACAUGUGUAUGGUAGGCCAUAUAUGCAAGGCACAGGCCAUACCAUGCGUUACAAGGCAGACGCCACCUAUGUUCAGGUGCCUAACAGUGGACCAUCUUCCUCUGUGCCAAACAAUGGUGUACAAUCGUCAAUCCAGCGCACCCCUGACUACCCGCCUCCACCAUACCCGGGCCAGCAUUCCCAUGGACAGAUACGGAACAAGACAGGACAUGCGGUCAGGGUGGAAGCCCCUUCUCUGCAAAAUGUGCCAAACCCCAAAUCAAUCAAACCCAUGCAAUACAAGAAAAGAAAUGCCUAUGAUCUGAAACCCAACACUGAGCCGUCUUCGUCUGUGCCAAACCAUUGUAUGCAGUUCUCAGGCCAGCAAAACUGUGAGUCUAUACUUCCAUCAUACCCUAUAAGGCAGGGUUAUUACAUAACGGUACCAGAGGACAAAAGUGGAAAUGGAUUUGGAGCAGGAAAUGUGCUUUUUUUCGUUGGAGAUAAACGUAAUGAAAGUGCUUCAGUCCUGCAAGGGUCUACUGCAAGUAAUGUGCUGCAGAAGGCCAUCGCAGUUGUUCAACCUCUAUCACCGUGUAUGCAGAAAAACACACCUAUUGACAGAGCUGAUAAAAUUCCUUUGACUACUCAAGGUAUGUCUUUGUCCACAGGUGGUGAUGUGAGCAAUCAUGGAGAAGACUCUUGUGGCCAUCCUUCACGUGUCAGAACACCCUUUACUAAUUCUACAUCUUUGACAGAUAAACAAGAGGUCCCCAAGAGCAGACCAGAAGAUGCAUCAGAAUCAGGGUCUGAGAAAGUACUUACUCAGGAAGCAGAAACAUCUGAUUUUGAAAGGGCCAUGACACAUUCAUCUUUUGAAUAUGAAAUGUCACAAUCAAAUUGCUUACGUACAGAGGAAGUGGAUUCUCAACCAUCAUCAAAUUUUGAAUGUCAAGCCACUCAGAGUAACGAGUUAUCUGACAUAGAAGUGACCACUCUUCGGCAUGUUAACCCAUUGAAUGAGGAAACAAACGAACAAGUAGUUUUAGAUGAGGACAUGUAUGAAUUGGCUUCUGUUCCUGUAAUGAAGUGGACACUAGGUAAAUUGAAGGACUUGAUAGAAAUAAUUAAACCUAAAGAAUGCUCUGCAACACUGGUUGAAAAUAAAAUAAUAAACCUUUAUUGGGAGGGAGAUGGGGAGAAGCUUAUGGAGGCUCAAAGAUCCAAUGGCUUUCAGAAUAUACUUGAAGAUGUUAGGUCUGUGUGUAGUGAUUGUGAUAUGUCACCACAGUCUGUCAUACUUUCCCAAGUCCGGUACAAAAACUGGGCUAAAGUUUGGGAGAAAUGUGACAUCCUAAGACAUGGUUCUGUUUACUCCAGGCUCCCAGAACACAAGUCCUUAUGGUUGAAUACCAAUGAGCAGCUUGAUGACAUAGACAAGGAGUUUGGAUUCCCAUGGUCACUGCUGUAUGGCCAGUAUUCUCUUCAAAGAGAGGAUGAAGUGAAUCCUAUGUGUACUGAAAAUGAAAAAUCUGCCGACCUUUCCAGUAAUGUGCCAACUGAGGAACUGAUACCGAUAAAGAGACCAACAUCCUCUGAAUCUGAUGCCAAAGAAACUGAAGGGUCAGUUUUAGCACACUGUUCUACACAAACCACGUCUCCGGUUAUUCAGGGAGAAAGCAACGGUUUUAUUCAUAAUGAUCCAUUUUCUUCCCUGGUGAUCAAUGUGCUGCCACCCGAAGAGGCUAUGCGCUUUUUUAGUGAUCGGGUGCUGCAAGACAAAGUAGAAGAUGAGGAAACUAUUGAAUUAGCUGAGGAAAUGGAUGUGAAAAUGAUUGAUUUAAAAAAUGACUCUUUGGAGGAUAUGUCAUCGAAAGGAGUGAAUGGGAAAUUUAUGAACAAUGAUGUUGAGAUGGAAGAUUACUGUUGCCUUUCUCGUUGGAUGGCAGUGUUUAGUGGAUCCAGCCUUUCCUCCUGUAAUUGCCAGAACAAGACUAAAUUAGUUUCAGCAAAGGAAACUGUGAAUGCAGAGGAUCUCAGUAAAACAAAUGGUACAAUGGAAGGAAUAUGGGAAAAGAAUAAGGGUGAAAAUGAGAAGCCUGAACUUGCAGGCGUUGAAGAAGCCCACACCAUUGUUUUAUCUGAUAGCGGUUCUGAGACUGAUGGUCCAUAUACUGAUACGACAAGAAGCUUAGAUUCUUCCGAAGACCCGCCUGUUUCCCUCAUCAACCGCUCUAACAUUGUUGAAGUUGAAAUUGAAGAUGUCUUCUCAAAUUAUGAAGACUUUCUCAAAGUAGCUGCCCCAAUGUCAGAGUUAGUUUGGGACAAUGUAGAGCCAAAGCAGAAAGACCUGGAUCUACCCAUGAAAAAUAUGGAAUGUGUACAAGAACCUGACACUUUGGAAGAAGGGAACCCUGGAGGUGGGGAAGCCAUUCCUACAGUAACCAAUUCUGAUUUUAAUCAGUUACGCCAACAAACAAAUAAAAUCAGUUUCCUUUCAUCACUCUCAUUGGCACACAGGAUACCCAAGCAUCGUUCUCCUAAAAGGAAUCAUAUCUGCAAGGUUAAACAAAAAAGGGUAGGACUCAAGCGAAGAUGCUUUGAAAGUCCUCAUUCAAAAUUGUCUGUCUCUGGAAAGCGAAGAAAAAUCAAGGACUGUUUUGGUCCCAACCCUGAACUCAUUCCUGAGGGUAACUUGACUGAAACCAAUGUCAAAUUUGAGCCCCCCUAUACAACUACACCAAAAUCUUUUGAAGAAGAGCGACCGUCAAAAAGGAGAGCACUCCAGAAGCCUACAGAACCUGGACUUAAGACAAAAAUCUGGAAGGCCAGCACUGUAAGUCUGGCCUUAUUUGGUACCACGCCAAAAACAAAAAAUGAGACUGCAGCAACUAGCCUAAACAAGCACCAUAAUUCUUCUCGACCAAGACAUUUUUCGGACAAAGCUCUGGCACCUCCUGAAACACUCAGUGUAAAUGUUAACUUUUGGAAAACGGAGCCGUAUAACACUAGAACUUUAGUGGAAGCCCCAGUUAAACAUCGCAUCCUAAAUGAAUGGAAGAGCAGUUUUGUCCCAACAAAGUCUAAGGGCAGAGUUUUAAAACUACAAUAUGGAAAACGCUUUGCUCCCAAGGUGGAUGGUUAUGGUGUGGCCACUGUUGCCACAGACCCAAAGAAUGUAUUAUCCUGCAAAAGACGAGUCACCACACAAAAGACGACACUAGCAAGAACAGUAAAUAACAAGCAGACUUUACGAGACAUUGAAAGAGAGAGAAUCUUAAAUGGCCUAAGACUACAACUGAAAAGAUGUAAGCCUGAGAUUGUGCCAUCCAGCAAAUGUGAUGCAUUAGAGAAAAGUAAAUAUGAGAUGGGAAACCCUGCCGAAAUGCCUCUUGAGGAAAACAGUGUUCUAAGGUUCAGUGUGCUACCAAAGUCGUUCAACUUCAAAGAUGGACAAGAACCCAUGGACACUCCGGCGCUGAUGAGUUCAAUGAAGGAAAUUACUGAUCCUGUGACUUUGGAGACGGAGAGUCCUGAGACAACAGUCCAUAAAUCUCAAGGUGCAUGGUCUGUAUGUCCUCAGAAGAAUCCUGUCCAAUCUACUACCAUUAAAGGUACGACCAAUGGUACAAAGUUUUCCUCCACCCUCUUCCAGGAGUUUCAGAAAAAAUUCAAGCAGAAGAAUUAAGUUCAGCAGCUAUCCCUAAAGACAUCUUGCCUGCACUAAUGGAUAUUAGGAGUGAAGUGUGGACUGUUGCAUGACAUUCUAAUCACUGUAUCUUGUUUCCAAUUUAAAUGUAUGUGUAUAAUUUGUUAUUUUUGUACUUUUUCAAAACAUAUGUUCAUUUAUAAUACAGAGAUUGUUCUAAUUGUGUUUAUGCAUCUCCUAAUACAUUUCAUCUGUAUAUAGUUAUAAUGUUGUUGAAUGACUGAGACAGUGUAUCUGCCAGCAUCCUCUACCUCAGAACCAGCAACUGCAAGUUUUGUGGUUUGUUCGAUGGUUGUUGUUUGUUUUUUACUUUAUUGUCACUUGUAUUUUUAUAUUACAAGUUUGGGGUAAAACAUGUUAUGCAAAUCUCUUGUUUACAAAUUGCUAAAAGAUUUGAACUAUUCAAGCUUGAUUGAUUUUGUUCGGAUUUGUGGGCUCUGUCGAAUUCAGCUCUUGAUAUUUUAAUCACACAAGUGGCUGCCUUGAAGAGCAGUACUGUAUGGUUAUUGAUACUGAGACUGCUAAAACUGACAGUAGUUACCUCUAAUGUGCUGCAUUGGCUAAUAUGGUUUGUUUUGAAUGUAAUCUUGAUGUAUUAUUUUUCUAAAUACAUUUUUUAUAUUG